AGGACUGUACCGAUCGAAACUCUACUUGCAUAGGAGCGAGAUGAGAGGACCCCGUUUAGCCGCCAUUCCAGUCUCACCGUCACCGUUCGCCAGCUCCUUCACCGCCGUUCGCCGGCGACACUGCUUUCCACCGCCGGCCGUGCGGGGACCUCGAGGGUUUGACGGCGGCACUAACAAAUACUGGGACAAGUUCUACAAGCGCCACCAAAACAAGUUCUUCAAGGACCGGCAUUACUUGGAUAAGGAUUGGGGGAAAUACUUCUCCGAUGAUAGUUCCGCAUCUUCGAAUGGGAAGGUCGUUUUGGAGUGGCAGGUUGGUUGUGGAGCAGGCAAUACUGUAUUUCCCCUGGUUGCUAAAUAUCCUAAACUAUUUGUUCACGCCUGUGACUUCUCGCCCCACGCGAUUGUCCUUGUUAAGUCAAAUGUGAAUUUCAAUGAAGACCAAGUCAAUGCUUUUCUUUGUGAUGUUGUGACUGAUGAUCUCUGUGACACAAUGAUGCCUUCUUCUAUUGAUGUUGUUACCUUGAUUUUUAUGUUGUCUGCAGUUUGUCCAAAGAAGAUGCACUUGAUACUGCAGAAUGUCAAGAAAGUAUUAAAGCCAGAUGGUCACAUUCUUUUGCGAGAUUAUGCAAUAGGAGAUUAUGCUCAAGUAGAGUUGGAUAAGAGGAAUCAGAUGAUUAGUGAGAACUUCUAUAUUCGAGGAGAUGGUACUAGCGCUUUUUACUUCUCUGAAGAAUUUUUGUCAGCCUUGUUUGGAGGUGCUGGCUUCACCAUUGUAGAUAUGGAUAUAUACGGCAGACAGAUUCAGAAUCGUUCUCAGAACAUAACCAUGUCUCGGCGAUGGAUACGAGCCACAUUCAGCCAAUUUGCUUGUGUUGCUCCUCAAUGAAAUUUUUGGUGCUUUGACGGACCAGAAAUAACCCUACAGCCAGACCACUAAAUGUACCCGACUGCGCAACCCAAACCUCCUAGGGAGCUAGUGCGGUCACACCAGUCAUGGCUCUCCACUUACUUCAGGGUACUCACCCGGUGAGAAAUCAAAUUGCAGACCUUGAAGAGUACUCCCAAAGUUUGAUUUGUUUCCUUAUAGUGUGGACAUACAUGGAUUUGAUAGUUGAGGUGGAAUAAAUGUACACAAUGAGGCAAAUUAAUUACUCUAUUGUUUUCCGGUACUCAAUAUUUAACCAACUUACUAGAUUGUUAAUGAGUUUUUUUAAUUAAUGAAAAUGUUUAGAAUUUUUUCUUGAAAAAAUGUAUUAUUUUCAAGUCUUUGUUUUGUGAAUCGUACAAAUAAUUUUGAGACAAUGGUAGUAUUUUUUUUUAUCUAUGCUAUUGACUCAUAUUUUU
Rhododendron vialii is the source of this 1347-nucleotide messenger RNA. RefSeq lists its product as uncharacterized. NCBI's taxonomy places the organism in Eukaryota, Viridiplantae, Streptophyta, Magnoliopsida, Ericales, Ericaceae. The record is from RefSeq and is a predicted model, not a curated record. The transcript has 10 exons. Bases 41 to 889 code for a protein of 282 amino acids.